Messenger RNA from Chrysemys picta bellii (western painted turtle), 591 nucleotides. Lineage: Eukaryota; Metazoa; Chordata; Testudines; Emydidae. The record is from RefSeq and is a predicted model, not a curated record.
AGAAUUUGAUGCAUUAUGGAGACCCCCCACAUACACUCUGCGGAAACUGGGACCCAGGCCAAAUAUCCUGAUAUUGUAACACUUCCUGAAGGACCAUCUGGAGAUUACCUGGUUAUAAGGAGCCCUGAACUUUCUGGGUUUGAGUUAAUGAUUGUUUGGAAAAUAUACGUGGAUGAAGAAGGGAGAGUUACACCUGUCCUGGAUCUUCUGCCUAGAAUACCAGUGCAAGCCCUGCAGGAUAAGAAAGCAGCUAUUGAAAAUGGACCCCAGUGCUUCAGAAAUAUGCUCCUUUUGCUGGGGAUUGAGGCCUCCAUUGAAAGUCUGAUCAAAUCAGUUGGCAUGAAGAAAUGAAUACCACUUACAAAACUUAUAACUAGUAGAAAUUUGGAAAUUCUUUUAAUUAUGAUAUUGAGUUAUGCAGUCUAUAAUUUUAUUGAAUAUAAACAUUAAGUUAUUUUCCAUUUAAAAACCAUACCCAUAAAACAUGCUAUCUGUACAAUUAUGGCACGUUAUAUAUAAAUUGUCAUGACAUGAAAAAUAAAUACAGCAAUUUAAAUACAAAAAUGCCAAAUAAAAUAAUUACAGAGUGAA